Lecanosticta acicola is the source of this 3652-nucleotide messenger RNA. The record is from the annotation of a GenBank genome assembly. Lineage: Eukaryota; Fungi; Ascomycota; Dothideomycetes; Mycosphaerellales; Mycosphaerellaceae.
AUGUCCGCCCAACAGACAUUGGGUAACCUCGCCAAUGGCGCCCACCUGAAGCAGAAGCGUGCGAGGUCACAAUUGAGUUGCAUUCCCUGCAGGCAGGGCAAGCUGAAGUGCAAUCGAGCUCGCGAUCCUGCCUGCGAUCAGUGCAUCAAGCGGAACCGAGAGCGUGACUGCCUGUGGGUGCCUCCUCCCGUGAAGCAAAAUCCAGCGCAGAAUGUCAAGGGGAGGAUCAGACAGCUCGAGGACUUGGUGGUGGAUUUGAUGAACCAGCAGAACAGUAGGACUGCGCAGUCGAACGGCGAGAAAGAGCGACAGAGAGGAGGUUUGAACGGUGAGGAGAAUGGAACGACCGGUGAGAGCAGGACGGCGGCAUUUGGAGAACCAACACCGCCUAGCGACAACGACGCGCCUUUUUCGAGACACGAUAGCAAUGCCUCGUCAGGAGAAGGGCACGAAGAUGUGGAUGGCGCAACAAAGCCCUUUGGACAAAUGCGGAUCAGCAAGAACGAGAUCAGCUAUGUAGGAGGGACACAUUGGCAAGCCAUAUUGAAUGGUAUAUCGGACCUCAAGCGAGAGUUGGGCGAGGAGAGAGAAACCAGCGAAGAGCAGUCCAAUGGCCAGGAAGAGGAGGAGGAAUCGCAAAACCUCUACGGCAAUCCAUACGGCAAUAUCACUCUCAGUGAAAUGCCAUCUGGCGAAAUGGGUCCCAUCCCACCCAAUGCAACAUCUGGUAUCAGCUUCAUGCUCGGUACAGCAGCAGUUGUCACUCGGGAACAGCUGAUACGAUCAGUGCCGGAGAAGAAAGUAGCCGAUCGCCUACUGAGCUUGUGGUUCAAUUCACCUGAUCCCUUGAAGUCCAUUAUUCAUGCACCAACUUUUCAAGACGAGUACCGGAGAUUCUGGAAGAAGCCAAAUGACACGCCAACCAUGUGGCUGGGGAUCUUGUUUGCAAUCUUGAGCUUGGCCGCAUCGUUUGGCUUGCGCGAUAGCGAUCCAUCAACGCCAAGCGCGAAAGCAAUCUUGCAGGAUGUGACAAAAUAUCACACGCUGACAGCUUCGGCCGCUGUCUUGGCAGACUUCACCAAGCCCAAGCAGUAUACCAUCGAAUGUCUCAUUCUUUAUUCGGCUGGACUGCGAAGCAGCGAUGCCUUCGUCAACGUCUGGCUCAUGAUAGGACUCGUCAUUCGACUGGGACUGAGAAUGGGUUAUCACAGAGAUCCGGCCAAUUAUCCUGCAAUUUCGGUAUUCCAUGGUGAGAUGAGGCGAAGAGUAUGGGCGCUCAUAAGCAUGGUUGAUGUGUUGAUCUCAUUUCAACUCGGCCUGCCUUCAAUGGUGAGUCCAGAGCACCUUUACGUAGUUGAAGAUUUCCUGCUUCCUGAGCAUUCUUGCAAAGAGGUGGCAAGAGCCUCCGACAGCAGCUGUGGUAUCUCACAAGCCGCCCUUCCAAUGCGAUGAGAUGCAGCAAGCGCCGACGCGUUUUGAACUAGACUAACAGGCUACCAGGUGAAAACGAUCCUCUCAGACACGCUACCAUCGCGAAACCUACUCGAUCGAGAUUUCAACGUCGACACCAAAGUUCUGCCGCCGGGAAGAGGCGUCGAUGAACUUACUCCGUCAUCUUAUACGCGAGCAAAAUCACAAAUCACACGAAUUUUCGCAGACGCCUGUGAGCUGAGCCAUUCUACGAUUGCGCCGCCGAUGGAGAAGAUCAUGGAGCUGGACCAGCGCCUAGAGGAAGCAAAAGCCCGUGUGCCUCCGCUCCUACAGAUGCCGGAGAUCAGCGAGCUGGUGACCGACCCAGCAGAGCAGCUUAUGUGUCGGUUCAACAUUGACUUGCUCUAUCUCAAGAGCAAAAUCGUCUUACACAGACGCUACAUGCAAAAGCCAUUCGCCGAAUUAUCACAGCUGGAGCAGCAGGUGGGUAUCGGUCAAAGUAGGAAGGCAUGCAUUCAGGCUUCCUUGCGCGUGCUUCAGCAUCACCAUACCAUCUACAGUGCCAGCCAAGCAGGAGGACAGCUCGAAAGUGUCAAGUGGUACAUGGGGUCGAUCUCCACCCACGACUUCCUCCUGGCUGCUAUGGUGAUCUGUCUCGAGCUAUCACAGCAACUUAGCCUCGACUCGCCGGUGAUGGACCCGGCCGGACACCCUUGCCCACAUCGAGCAGCCAUGAUGGAUGCCUUGGAGAAAAGUCAGAAGAUCUGGUCGGAUGCUAGCCGACGCAAGCGCAGACCGAACCAGUUCGCAGGAACAGAUGAGCAUUCGAUAGGCAAUCAAAUGUUUGGCGAAACCGAAAAGGCGAGCCGUGCGAUGGCAGUCAUGCUGGACAAGGUGAAGGCACGCUUCCCCCAGCAAGCGAAUGCCCUCGCACAAGUCCGAGCCGGGGAAUCGCCUCGGUCAGCCAGCACGACCACGAGCGGUGACAAUCCCAACGCACUGCGCAACUUCAUGCAAUCCUACGGCCACACCCCGAGCGGCAACGCCCCUACUUUCGGAGGCAUGAUUUCCAACUACCAAUGGGGCAACAUGGCAGGCGUUCCCGAAUCCCUCGCAGACCUCAGCGCCACGAAUUCCGCCUACAACAUCUCACUUGACGGCGCCUCUUCCUCGUCUCCCAACCUCUCCCCUCCAGAACAACAACAACAACAACAUCAACCCCAAAUCUCCCCCCCAACCUCCCUCGACGACUUCUCCCUCCUCGGCGACAUGCUCGACAAGAACGGCAACAUCGACUGGGAAAUGUUCGACGUGGGCAUCACCAGCCGCGCCGCCGCACCACCACCCCCCGCCGAUGAGCACCCGGAUCCCUCUCAUCCUCAUCAUCAUAAUCAUCAUCAUCAUCAGCUCGGAGGAGGAGGAGGAGGGAAUCAUGCACUCUCCCUAUUACCUAUAGCCGGCAACGUGCUCAUGGGCGAGGGGGGCACCGGGCCCGGUUCCGGCUCCGUGUUCCCGGGAAAUAGUGGUUGGAUGAUGGAUGAUGGAUCUGGAUGUGAGUGAUGCGGAUUUGGGGAAUGCGGAUCCUGCUGGGACGGGGUUGUGGGGAUGAUUGAUUGAUUGAUUGAUUGAUUGAUUGAUUGAUUGAUUGAUUGAUUGAUUGAUUGAUUGAUUGAUUGAUUGAUUGAUGAUUAUCAUGAUGAUUAUCAUGAUUGAUGAUUGAUGAUGGGCAUGUGGAUGUGGAUGUAUGUAUGAAUGACUGAAUGAAUGAAUGAAUGGGAUGUACGAUUCCUGACAAUGUGUGAAAUCUAUUUUUUGUUCUGUUUUAUGAUGUCGCUACCUUAGGCAGGUAGAUAAGGUAGGUAUCUACAUAUCUACGUGCCAAAGACUAUUAGGUUGUAUAAGGUAUAGAAUUCAGGAUUUUGAACACACAACAGGGAAAAGAUUAUGCAUGCAUGCAAGGACAGACAGACAGACAGACAGACAGAGGCACUUGACAUCCACUUCCACUUCCAAUUCAACAGAUGGAAUUCAUUUGAUCUGGACAUGGAAAACUUGCACUUUUCGCAAGAAGAAGAAGAAGAAGAAGAAGAAGAAGAAGAAGAAGAAGAAGAAGAAGAAGAAGAAGAAGAAGCUGCUGUCUCCUGUUCUCGUCCGUUGCCGUCCGUUCGUCCCAUACAACGCAACGCGGAGGGAGAUAUCUGUCACACACACACCACUAUGA